This is a messenger RNA of Anopheles arabiensis, 4035 nucleotides long. RefSeq lists its product as uncharacterized. The record is from RefSeq and is a predicted model, not a curated record. Bases 317 to 3703 code for a protein of 1128 amino acids. NCBI's taxonomy places the organism in Eukaryota, Metazoa, Arthropoda, Insecta, Diptera, Culicidae. The transcript has 2 exons.
CCACACGGGCCCGCUGUGUCCAGAGCUGCAGGUUCGGUCGGAAUGUGAACGCAUCAACUACGUGAUGAGCAAAGGCAAGUGCGUGAAUUGCCUUUCCAGCCAGCACCCCGCUUCGCAGUGCCCCAGCAACAAAAGAUGCCAAGUGUGUAGACAAAAGCAUCAUACUCUUUUGCACGUGAAAUCUUCCGAAGCUGCGAAGUGACAACCACAUUCCGUUUCGCCACCACGUGGUGUCCGGCGUCCCUGCUCCGUGCUUCCGUCGCCGCGUUCCCGCUCCGUGCCGCCAUCCACAAGCAUUAGUGCCGUGCUUUCAGCGAUGGCCGAUCCACGUGGUGUCCGGCGUUCCUGCUCCGUGCUGCCGUCCCCGCGUUCCCGCUCCGUGCCGCCAUCCACAAGCAUUAGUGCCGUGCUUUCAGCGAUGGCCGAUCCACGUGGUGUCCGACGUUCCUGCUCCGUGCUACCGUCCCCGCGUUCCCGCUCCGAUCCACGUGGUGUCCGGCGUUCCUGCUCCGUGCUUCCGUCGCCGCGUUCCCGCUCCGUGCCGCCAUCCAAAAGCACUAGUGCCGUGCUUUCAGCGAUGGCCGAUCCACGUGGUGUCCGACGUUCCUGCUCCGUGCUACCGUCCCCGCGUUCCCGCUCCGAUCCACGUGGUGUCCGGCGUUCCUGCUCCGUGCUGCCGUCCCCGCGUUCCCGCUCCGUGCCGCCAUUUACAAGCACUAGUGCCGUGCUUUCAGCGAUGGCCGAUCCACGUGGUGUCCGGCGUUCCUGCUCCGUGCUGCCGUCCCCGCGUUCCCGCUCCGUGCCGCCAUCCACAAGCAUUAGUGCCGUGCUUUCAGCGAUGGCCGAUCCACGUGGUGUCCGACGUUCCUGCUCCGUGCUACCGUCCCCGCGUUCCCGCUCCGAUCCACGUGGUGUCCGGCGUUCCUGCUCCGUGCCUUCGUCGCCGCGUUCCCGCUCCGUGCCGCCAUCCACAAGCAUUAGUGCCGUGCUUUCAGCGAUGGCCGAUCUACUUGGUGUCCGGCGUUCCUGCUCCGUGCUGCCGUCCCCGCGUUCCCGCUCCGUGCCGCCAUCCACAAGCAUUCGUGCCGUGCUUUCAGCGAUGGCCGAUCCACGUGGUGUCCGGCGUUCCUGCUCCGUGCUUCCGUCGCCGCGUUCCCGCUCCGUGCCGCCAUCCAAAAGCACUAGUGCCGUGCUUUCAGCGAUGACCGAUCCACGCGCUCGGUCCGUUUCGCCGCCGCGUGGUGUCCUGCGUUCCUGCUCCGUGCUGCCGUCCCCGAGUACUAGUGCCGUGCUUUCAGCGAUGGCCGAUCCACGCGCUCGGUCCGUUUCGUCGCCGCGUGGUGUCUUGCAUUCCCGCUCUGCUCAGCCAUUGCUAAGUGUGCGCGCAUCUUCCCCUGCAAUGGAUGAUGGUGGUAUCGUAUCCGCCUGUUCCAAUCUAAGCCAUCCCCUAGCAGUGAGGAUGGCUCCAGCUGCCCAGCGUUCCGCUACGUGUGGUUCAAUGCAUCUGUCUGAUGUAUCAUCUCGUGACGUCUCUAACCUUGCCAACCACGUUUUGCUAGCAACUGUUGCGGUGCUUAUUCAAGACGGCCUGGGGGAGUGGCAACGAAUCCGUUGCCUGCUAGAUUCUGGGUGCCAAAUCCAAGCCAUCACGGCGUCCGCUGUGAAACGGUUGAGGUUACCGUUACUGUCUGAGAAAAUUACGCUAAUGGGGAUAAGUGGUAAACUCCCUGUAUCGAAUAAAAUUCGUACAAAAGUCAUAGCAAUUAAUGGAUCCUACCGUUUCAGCUCCAAUUUCUACGUCAUACCGGAACUCAGUGCGCAACCCUAUCGCACAAUCAAGCAGGACGAACUGAGCCUCCCACCUGGCAAGCGACUCGCCGAUGAAAACUUCAGUCAUACAGGGCCAGUUGAUGCGAUAUUAGGGGCCGGAAUAUGCUAUGACUCGCUCGGUGCAGGACUUCAUCGCUUACCUAAUGGACUCACUUUACAAAACACCAAAUUCGGUUGGAUAGUUGGAGGGUUGCUAUGCAAUAUGACCCCCACUAAUCUCCACUCGCGGAGUUGUCAUAAGGCGACCUAUAUUGACGACCUGGAAGUGAGCCUUGAGCGAUUUUGGAAGGUGGAAGAACUGCCACCUGACGUCCCAGACCGGUUAGCUUUACAAGACCAUGAGCUCGAGGAACAUUUCAGAGCUCACACGAAGAUUGCUGAGGAUGGUCGAUACGUCGUCCGGAUUCCCCUACGGGGGGAGUUGACGCAACUGGGAGACUCCAUCGAACAGGCUCAACGACGAUUAUUAUCACUCGAGCGGAAGCUGUCUCGGCAUGAAGACACUUAUGAGGAGUACCGAAAGUUCAUGCGCGAAUAUCUUGAGCUAAGACACAUGACCCCUGUACCGGCAGACGAACUACAUAAGGUUCGAUACGUAAUCCCACAUUCGUGUGUGAUAAAACCAGAUUCUACAACCACGAAGCUGCGAGUAGUCUUCGACGCGAGUGCGAAGUCCACCACUGGAAUUUCGCUUAACGACCUACAAGCCAUCGGGCCAGUGAUACAACCGGAUCUCCUUCACUUAUGGUUGCAUUUUCGGACGCAAACAGUGGUGGUUACAGCGGACAUUGCGAAGAUGUAUCGCCAAAUCUGGGUAGCUGACUCGGACACCUGGAUGCAGUGCAUAUUAUGGCGCGAAGAUGCAAGAGAUACCGCUCAAAUGUAUAGGCUCCGUACCGUCACUUACGGCGAGGCCUCCUCGUCAUAUCUUGCGUGUAGAGCGUUAUAUGAGGCGGGCGAGGAAGUGCGUUCAUCCAAUCCGGAAAUCGCUGACGCCAUUCAGCGCUCAUUCUACGUGGAUAACCUGUCCUUGGGUGCUGCGACUCCGGACGAAUUACGUGUGCUUAGCUGCGGGAUUGAACGGGCACUUAUGAAUAGAGGAAUGCCCUUACGGAAAUGGGCAUCCAAUGUCCCUGCAGUAGUACAUGAUGUGCCAGAAGAACACCUUGACUCUCCGGUGCAAAUCGGCGACAGACAGGCUAUCAAAAUGCUGGGUCUAGCGUGGUGUCCUUCAGAAGACACAUUCCAGCUUAUCAUUGACAAUGAUUGCCACCUGCCCGUAAACUCCAUGACCAAACGAUGCUUAGUGGCAAGAAUUGCCAAACUUUACGAUCCAGUUGGAAUCCUGCAACCCGUGAUCAUCACCGCAAAAAUCCUCAUGCAAAAUCUAUGGCGCGACAAUCUUACAUGGGACGAAACUGUACCACCUCAUGCCCUUGCUAAGUGGAACGAGUUUGCGGCUCAACUACCAGUCCUUCGGCAGCUACACAUCCCAAGAAUGGCGCUGCCAAGUGAAGCAGAAAAUAGUACCAUCUAUGGUUUUUGUGAUGCCUCAACAAAAGCAUAUGGGUGUGCAAUAUACGUUCGCUACUUGGAUGGUAAUGGAGAAAGACGAUCGCGACUCCUAUGUGCCAAGUCAAGAGUUGCACCGCUGAAGGAACUGACUUUGCCCAGACUAGAACUCCAAGCAGCACUCUUGCUAGCUGAACUCUACGUGAAAAUAAGGGACGUAUUCGGCACCCGAGUCCAACAAACUAGAUGGUGGACUGACUCGCAAGUCGUAUUAGCCUGGAUACGUUCCGAUAAUUCGAAAUUAGACGUCUUCGUAAAAAAAUCGAGUAUCCAAGAUAUGCGCUGCGACCAAUGCAUGUGAUUGGCACUAUGUGCCAACAAAGCUAAACCCGGCAGACAUCGUAUCCAGGGGACUUCCAGCUAGCAAAUUGAUUCCUGCCCACAAACCAAUGAUGGUUACGAGACCAUAUCAGAAGAGGUUGCAGCCCCACCACAAGCUUUAGCGGCAACCGUAGGCCCCGCUUGUGAAGAUUUGAUAGCUCAAUAUAAGUACCACAAUUCCUUCAUUAAGACGAGGCGACAUUUCGCAUGGCUUAGCAGAAUCAUCCACAACUUCAAAGUUAAUUCUGCCAGGCUCCGUGUGACCUCUUCUACGGUGGAAAGAAAAACCGGUCCCUUGCUGCUGGACGAAUU